Meyerozyma guilliermondii ATCC 6260 is the source of this 1026-nucleotide messenger RNA. RefSeq lists its product as uncharacterized. Lineage: Eukaryota; Fungi; Ascomycota; Pichiomycetes; Serinales; Debaryomycetaceae. The transcript has a single exon. Bases 1 to 1026 code for a protein of 341 amino acids. Gene Ontology annotation, cellular component: cytoplasm. The record is from RefSeq and is a predicted model, not a curated record.
AUGUCAAUUCCUCUUACCGAUAAAAUAGCCUACGGCACCAUGACCCUCGGCUUGAGAUCCACCCCAAUGAGUUUCGAUGAAGCAGCAGAUAUGAUUAACUAUGUUGUGACCAAGUACAAUGUAAAGUUCCUCAAUGGUGGAGAAUUCUAUGGCAAAGAUCACUACAACUUGAAGGUUUUUCAAAGAUACCUUGAAAAAUACAAUUCGCCAAAGAACAAAGAUUUGAUUGUGUCCAUCAAAGGCGCAUUCAACAUCUCGGAAAUGAAACCGGAUGGAAGUAAAGAGGGAAUUGACAGAUCGAUCAAAGCCAUUCUUCCAUAUUUUGAGGUUGAAAAUAGACCAAAGCUACUCUUCGAAGCAGCCAGGGUAGACCCAGCUGUUCCAAUUGAGAAUACUAUCUCUUACAUCAAUGAGUAUAUCAAGAAAGGAAAGUUGUCUGGAGUAUCUCUCUCGGAAGCCGGAAGCAAAUCCGUGGCCAAGGCUGCCAAGGUUGCUCCUAUCUCUUUUGUUGAAUUGGAAUUUUCAUUUUUCACCAGAGAUAUAGUUGACGAGGGUGUGUUCAAGGUUUGCUCCGACGAGGGCAUCCCAAUCAUUGCGUACUCUCCAUUGGGACAUGGAAUGUUGACUGACUUUCUGGUGGAGAACGCUGACAAGUUUUAUGAGCAAACUCGUUCGGACUUUCGGGCUACAUUCGAUAGGUUCACAGAUGAGAACUAUCAGAAGAAUGUCGAAGCCUGCAAGAAAUUGUACGAUUUUGCCCACGACGUGAAAAAGACAACCUUAGAAGCCUUGGCAUUGUCAUGGAUUGUCAAGGUUUCCGAAUCUACAAAUUUGUGGGGUGUUGAAAAAGUUGCGAAGAUUAUUCCGAUUCCUAGUAGCUCUUCCCCACUGAGAGCCGAUGCAAACUUUGGAAAACUUGUGGAACUCUCUGACGAGGAAUUUGCCCAGGUUGAGAAAAUCUAUGAGGAGAGCCGUAUGGUUGGAACUCGUGGUAAUGCCCACAUGGCCAAGUUUAUGUUAUCGUAG